Molecule: messenger RNA, 1107 nt
Organism: Exophiala mesophila
Lineage: Eukaryota; Fungi; Ascomycota; Eurotiomycetes; Chaetothyriales; Herpotrichiellaceae
Exons: 4
Coding region: 1-1107 (368 amino acids)
Source: RefSeq, a predicted model, not a curated record
AUGGCUAGCUUAUCAUCAACAGAUGCCAACAACGCACAUCAAAUGGCAUGGGUAGAUAUUACCUACACAGACACUGCUGUCAUCCUUGAUCAUUCGUCUUUCAUCGCCCACCGCACCACGUGGCAGAGCACUGCAUCCCUGCUGCUCGUCGCCAACCAGGUUGGCUUCUGCGGCCAGGCCCAAGGUGAAAGUUGCUACUUCAAGGUGGACAAGCUAGAGUUCGCCGACUCUCUUCGCAGCUGUAGUGCGUCUGGAAAGUAUCAAGAAAUCCGGGAUGUCUUGGUCUUCGCUGAUGUUGAAUGGGGUGUAUACAUCCCUGGCGCCCGCCCUCCUCGAUUUACUCCCGGCUCGGGAGCUUCGCAGACACAUGGUGGUGGCUCCUCGUCGAGUAGGAGGCUACCCGACCGUUUCCGGAGGGAGUUCCGGUGGCUAUUCUUCGACGACUGGGUCAGCAAGCCCAAUAGGGUCUUCCACAACCAUUGGCUCCUCCGACUCUGUCAUACUCGUCUGGCCUUGAGUCUGGGUCUCGGAGGAGCUUUCGAUCUGACCAUGCUGGAAUAUGUCGUGAAACAAGUCUUGCGAAUGGCCCGGCCUGACAUGAUGGUCAUGUUUGGCUUUGAAUUCGCAGUCUUGUCCAUAACAACCAUCAGUACCGUCAUAAGAUAUGCAAUCAACCUGGUCGAAAUCGGCAUGGUUCGAGAACAGAAGAAACAACGCAUUGAGGAGACCAAGAAAGAGAGAAUGCAAACCGCUGUCACACAAUACCAGGAUGCUCAUGCUCUAAAAACCAACAACAAUGCUUCCUCCGACCCAGAAAAUCAAUCUCCAACCAUGGAGAGGCAGGGCAGCACAGCAGGGUGCGAGACAAGGGCCGCGAAACUACCAAUUUGGGCCCUUGCGCAAUUGGCAGCUGAUGGACGGCCAAAUCCUGCACCUCAGGCUAAUGGCGAUGCGAAUGGUCCUCGUCAAUUUGGUAUGGGCGUUCGAUGGGCUGGGCUGCGAGGACGAUCGGCGAGACUUCGAUCGCAAAGGGGAGUUAAAUCUGCCCCGAACUCACCCUCGAUCGGAAUCCGGGUGUCGCCGCCUUGUGUUUUCAGUCAAUUCUGA